Messenger RNA from Nothobranchius furzeri (turquoise killifish), 1664 nucleotides. RefSeq names its product phospholipase D family, member 6 (gene pld6). Gene Ontology annotation, cellular component: mitochondrion. The record is from RefSeq and is a predicted model, not a curated record. Gene Ontology annotation, biological process: piRNA processing. Gene Ontology annotation, molecular function: RNA endonuclease activity producing 5'-phosphomonoesters, hydrolytic mechanism. NCBI's taxonomy places the organism in Eukaryota, Metazoa, Chordata, Actinopteri, Cyprinodontiformes, Nothobranchiidae.
UAAACAGCAUCAACUCUGAAAGAAGCAGAAGACAAUCCGCUUACACAAGAACUCACGAGCGAAUGAGAGGAAAUAUGUCUGGUUGUUUGAGCCAAAAACCGCGUCUACUUGGCACAAACUUGCUCCACAAAACUGACGUUUUAGGGUUCGAUUAACUGUUUUGGAAGAUGUCGGUGCUGCAGGCCGUCAAGAUGGUCAGCCUGGGGUUUGUGGUGCUCUCCUUCAGCCUGGAGCUGCUGGCCAGGCUCUUUGGCCGGCUGAGGCGAAGACGAACCCUCAAUGAGGUCCUCUUCUUCCCCUCAGAGGUGGCCUGUGUGCAGCACCUCUUCUCUCCUUUUCCAGCUCACUCCUGUUCCUGCCCGAUGGCUCAUGGCGUAGAGACGUCCUUCUCCCGUCUCCUCCACUACAUCUUGUCUGCGUCCUCCUCUCUGGACUUGUGUGUCUUCUCUUUUUCCAACAUGGACCUGAGCAGGGCCGUAGUCCUGUUGCACGAAAGGGGCACAACCGUCCGAGUCCUGACUGACCGGGACUACUCCGCCAUAAAUGGGUCCCAGAUCGGGGUUCUUCUCAAGGCCGGGAUCUGCGUGCGACGGGACAUGUCCUCUGUGCUCAUGCAUCACAAGUUUGCAGUGGUGGACAGUCGGCUGCUCAUCACCGGCUCCCUCAACUGGACACUGACAGCAGUGCAGGGCAACAUGGAGAACAUCGUCAUCACUGAGGAGCCCGACUUGGUUCAGCCCUUCAUCGCCGAGUUCCAGCGGUUAUGGGUGGUCAACGACCCAGCCCGCUUCUACCAGAACCAAUGAAUGAUUAGCAGAGCCAGAUACUGAUUCUUUGGCGUUGAAGGUGUUAGGCCUUUAAAGAUCUUUGGUAGUAAGAGGUGACGUUAACGUUUGGGUCAAUUUGAGUCCAAACAAGUUUCAUCAGUGAGAUUUAAAGGGUAAAGAGAGACAGAUGUGAGUUUAGUCCUGUUGCAGCCCACAGUUCUUGGUUUUUAGCUUGUUUUAUUUCCUAACUGUUGAAUCAGUCUGUAGGAACUGUUAUAAAGAUCCUUUCUAAAUCACACAGCUGGUUUGUUUUGAAGGGAUCCUUCUUUUCUCGUGUUUCCUUUAUGCGGUAAAUUGUUUUUAAAUCUGUUUCUGGCUGAAGGUUUUCCGCUUUGUUGAUCAAAUGAAAGUUUUCUGCGUACAAGUGAGUGAUCCUGUGUGUAGCUUGUUUACUAAAACCAGUCCGUAUCCUGUGAGCCUUUAACGUUUAGGUUUUAUUCACUGCAAAGUAUAACAAACUUUAGCUGUGUUGUUUUAUUUCUCCUCAGGUGAAGUUUGUUGUUGCUCUGACACGUUUUUAUGUUGUAGAGUUUCAUCACCUGUGGUUUCCCAACAAACCGCUGAUCUGGUCCGAAUGUGGAAAAACGAGCCACUUCAUGCUCCUCUCAUGGCUGGGCACGUUCUGACUGUUCGUGCUUGUGUCUGCAGCAGGUCUUUAGUAGCAGUGAGAUCUGUAGCGUAGCAGGUAGUCAGAUAUGGGCUGAGGUGUGCACAGAUGGUGUGCAUACCAGUGUUUACUAGAAAAGGUGUGUCAGUGUACAGGAGACAGCUUCAAACAGAAAUCAAAUUGCCCGGAUGUCCUUCAAAAUAAAAGCUAAUGUUUGCAUGACCUGAGAA